UUCAGUCAAGUUAGUGUGAAACACAGAAUUAUGAGUGAUUUCUCCAGUGAUUUUGCACGAUCUUAGUGCCUGAAUUCCAGGACGCUAUGAAUUCCUUAAGGAAAAAGGUUGGAAACUUCAUUGCUGGUAAUGAAACCAGCCAGACUCAACAGACAGACCAACAAGCUAAAGGCAAACACACUCCUCUUCCUGAAGAUCAAUAUCCAUUUCCAGGAAUAAGAUACAGCCUUCAUUUUGUUACUGUUGAUGUCACAACAAUUGGUCAAACCACAUUUGGCCUUGUCACUGGAAAGACAAGUGUCUCCUCUGAUGUGACCAGUAAGUAUGCCAAGCUUGGUGAACCUUAUCAGCAAGGAUUUAUUCUUGAAACAUUUAAGGCAGUUCCUGGAAUUGGAAAGAUUGGCUGGAAUGCAAGUGAAACUCCAUAUCAAGGAGUCUUCUCAAGGCCAAUGGGUGCUCCAGUUUACCACUCAUGGCAACUGUUGGUGGUAAAAUCAAGCAUCCAGACAGUGGAACGAGCAGGACUGUUGGAUCAGCUGUCAGGGCGUGGCAAUGAUGUUACUAAUCAGUCAGGAAUCAUUGCAUGUAUUGCUCAAUAUUGCAGGCAAGGCGGGCGUUUAGCAAGUGUUGAACUAACUGGACAGAAACAAAGUCAAGGAGUAUUAGCAAAUGUUGGUGGUAAAAGAGACGUGUUUGGCUGUGAUGUGUUCUUUAACAUGCCAAUGCACACAAACCCUACACUGUACACGUACCAACUUGUUAAUGUUCCUGUUCAAAUAAUGUACCUCGGUCCUGGAAAGCUGGUUAAAGUCACUUGUGACUGGAUGGCACACUUUACACAAUACUUACAACAGGGAUGGAAACUGGUGGAUAUCUUUUGGGAUCAGGGAAAAAGAAGUCAUGGCGACUUUUCCCUUUCUGGAGAUCACAAUUCAGUGUGGUUUUUUGAAAAAGAGUCUACCAAAAUGACAGACCUUAGUCCAGUUUACCAAGGCACGGUUAUUGAGUACCAGCACACAGUAAAGCUGGGCUUUUUUGAAACCAAAGCCAAAGGAGAUUGGACACCCAUGAUAACAGAAAUGGGCAACAGAGGCUGGGAGCUGGCUUGCAUGUUGGAGACUCCAGAGGUUACAAAAAUAGGCCUUGGAAACAUGACAUUCAAAGUGUUAUUUUUCUUUCAAAGACGUUUGGUGCCACCUGGGUGCUAUCCCACAGCUACUCCUCAGGGAAUUCCUGGUCGCUAUGGGCCUCCUCAGGCCCCUUAUGUCCCACCCCCUGGGGCACAGUACCCCAUGACUGGGCAAGCAGCAGGGUACUACCCUCCUCAGGGGCAAGCUGCUUGUCCUCCAAUGGGUGGAUACCCAAACUAUGCGCCUCCACCAUACAGUGCGGCACCUGAACCAAGUGCACCCCCUCUGCCUGAGAAGCAGUAACUGCCAUAAUUUGUAUUGGUUUAGAAAUGUAAGGUUUAUGUGACAAGGUGCAGAAUAUUAUUAGUACUAGGUACUAUCUCAAGCUUAAGCAUUUAUCUUUUUUUAUCAAUUUUAACAUAAAUUUGGAAUGUCUUUUAGUUGAAGUUGCUUUGAAGUCAGGAUAUGAAUAUGGCUAACUCUGAGCUAAGGCUUAAGUGUCAAACUCUGCUCCUGUAAUGACGGGAAAAAUUUGUUUGAAAGUUGCUUGUUGAUCUCUUUAUUGAACCAUUGGUAUUUUAUAAAACCAUAGUCAAGUAGUUCAAAACUCAUGGGCACUCAUUUCUGGUUUACUUUUUAAAUACAAAAUUUAUGUGUCAACGUUUUACAACCUCGUUUCUGCUCUUUGCUAGUAAAUGCUUCCAGCAGUGUUUCAAAUGUCACAAAGAACAUGACUGCAGAAAUGAACCAUAUUUUUACCUUUGGAUUGGAUAACCUGGAAUAAAAAAUCAAACAGA
Molecule: messenger RNA, 1927 nt
Organism: Stylophora pistillata
Lineage: Eukaryota; Metazoa; Cnidaria; Anthozoa; Scleractinia; Pocilloporidae
Source: RefSeq, a predicted model, not a curated record